This is a messenger RNA of Didymodactylos carnosus, 4086 nucleotides long. The record is from the annotation of a GenBank genome assembly. NCBI's taxonomy places the organism in Eukaryota, Metazoa, Rotifera, Eurotatoria, Philodinida, Philodinidae.
AAGAAAACUUAUAUUUUAAAGUGUGGUUUAAUUUUCCGACUCCUAGCUGAUCAUGGUCGUGAGCUAUUAAUUAAUUAUUAUUAAUGGCAUUUUCAUUAAUUAACUCAUAUCUCCGUCCAAAAGGCGCAUGGGCCCAAACCAACUUGGGGUUUUUCACUGCUGACUAUUCCCUACAUGAUGAAAAUAGUCUGAGUCGAAAAGCUUUUAAUCACCUCGAGAGGUUCCUUCGUCAGUCAUAUGAUUCAAUCAAUAACUGGUUUUUAUUUAUUCUUUUUAGCGUUUCUAAUUGUUCGGUAUGAUUUUCUUAAUGUCAAAAAAAAAAUGUUUUUCUUUUCACUAACAAUGCCAGAUUUCUUUUUCAUUUGCUCAUCGGGAUAAUACUAAACUAAUUUUACAAAUUUAUUAAGUAUCUAAGACAAAGUGAAAUCAAUUUUAAGUUUCGCACGAUUAUUGAUUUUAGCAUGUUUUUUUAUUUUUUGCAAGUUAAUUCUGCUGUAGCAAGAAAAUAACAAACAACCGACACGAUUAACCUUUUAUAAAAAGUUUUUUAGAAUAAUAGUAUUACUUAUUCACAAUUACUCUUCUAUGUAUUUUGUUUAAAUUUCUUGACUUGAAUAGUAACUGAAGUGAUGCAUCAACUGUGAAUUAUAAGAAAGUAAAAAUCUGACGAAAUAUUUUAAUUUUAAAAAGAUUUAAAAAAUCAUAGAUACAAACUUUAUUAUAAAACAUAAUAUUUCUAUUAUCAUUCUUGUUUCACAGUAUGUUGAAUAACAGUUAACCGCUGUAAUAAUUUCUCUUUGUAAGUUUUUCGUGCAUAAUAAAUCAACAUCUCUUUAAUUUAGAUAUGCUAUACUUGAAGAUGGUAGUUUAUUGAUUCGCGAAGCGUCAGCUAGUGAUAGUGGUAUUUAUACGUGUAAUGCAACAAAUAAAUACGGUUUUGAUAGUAGUAGUGGAACAUUAAAUGUGAAGCGAAAAACUCGAAUACAAACAAAGCCAGGUGAUCAAGAAGUUAGAAGAGGUUACUAUGCAAUAUUUCGUUGUACGGCUAUAGCUGAUGAUAGUUUAACAUACAGUAUUGAUUGGUACAAGGAUGGAAGAUUAUUAGCUUACACAGGUCGAUUUAUUAAGGAUACUGCUGAUCAAAAUACACUAAAAAUUGUUGAUGUUCAAUUUGAUGACGGUGGCUCCUAUAUCUGUCGUGCAAGUACAGAACUGGAUUCAGAUGAUGCUAGUGCAACACUUGUCGUUCAAGAUAGACCAAAUAGGCCAAGAAUAACCAGAGUAAAUUGUAGUGGAACAACACAAAAUAGUUUUGGACAACCUUUCGCAAUUGUUAAUUGGGAAGCAACCGGUGAUAACAAUGCUCGUAUUCUUUAUUACGAAUUACAAUACAAUACAACAUUUACUCAAAGUGAUUGGAUAUCUGUGCCUAUAGAACAAAGACGGGAAUCAUAUAAUGAAAUUCGAUCACAGGAUGGUUCAAUAAGACUGGAACCGAAAACAACAGUAUUUCGAACUACUCAUCUUCCAUCAAAUCAAAACGAUAUUCGUGUUAGUCUUUCGUGUUGGGCUAAUUAUACGUUUCGUGUUAUUGCUUAUAAUCGAGUUGGAGCAAGUAAUCCUAGUCCAAUAAGUGAGACAAUGUGUACAACAACAACAUGUCGACCACAACGAAAUCCAGUCGGUGUUAAAUCUUAUACAACUCAAUUUUCAUUUUUAACCAUUGAGUGGGAUUCAAUGCCAGAAAUAAAAUGGAACUCACCGAAAUUUUGGUAUGAAGUUGGCUGGAAACGAUUAGAUCAGCAACCGCCAGGUCCAUUUAGAACGUUAAGAAUUGAUCCUCCGCAAAAUAUCUUAGUUGUGCCUGAUGUUGUUCCCAACGUUCGAUAUCAAUACUAUGUUAAAGCCUACAAUCAACAACCUGGAGAAACAAAUGGUGGAGAUGCAAAUGAACCGAUUACUUAUCAUACAGCAUUUUCUGGAGAUUCCGCACCAUCAUACAUUCCAAGAAACUUUCGUGUUAUAAACGUAUUCGAUGCAACGACAGUUCAAUUUGCAUGGGAUCCACCAAUAUUAAUGGAUGAACCAAACAUCCGUGGCACUCUCAAAGGAUAUCAGAUCGAAGUAUUUCGUGCGGAUGAUCCCGAUAAUUCUUUACGUAUCACUCGUGAUAUUUUACCAAAUGCAACGAUGACUACUAUUUUCAAUGCACCACCAAAUUCUGAUGUUUUAGCAAGAAUCAGAAUUGAAACAGAACGAUAUCUUGGGCCAACUAGUCCGACGGUUCAAUUUCCAACGCCUGAAGGUCGACCAGGACCUGUAACAAAUUUAAGAGCUGUUCCAUAUAGCGGUAAUGGUAUUUAUUUAUUUUGGAAUGCACCGGAUGAGCCAAAUGGACAUAUUGAAGGUUAUCAGAUUGAUUAUAAAACAAUUGAAAGUAUUGUUGCUGAACCUGGGAAUGAUUUUCCAUCAAUUGAUAUUCGAGAUGAGUUUCGUCGAAAUUAUUUAUUAGGUGGUUUAAAACCGAAUAUAAAAUAUCGUAUUCAAGUAAGAGCUCGAACAUCUCGAGGUUUAUCAGUAUCUCCAGCAAUAAUUGAAAUAACAACAAAUCAAAGUUUAGUUCCAUCGAAGCCCUCGUUUGUUAUAUCAGCAGUAGGAAACACAUUUUUCAAUAUAUCGUUUAAUCCAGAUACAAUGGCUGUGCCAGGCAGUGUAUUUUUUGCACGUUACAAAGAAAAUGAUAAAGACGGUCAAGCGAUAUACAAGAAAACUUAUGACGUUACAAAUGAACGUACAAUAGUGAUUUCUCCGUUAGAUCCAGGUCGUGACUAUUUCGUAUUUCUGGUUGCUUCUGAUGGAAUUAAAAGUGAAGUGGAGAGUGAUAGACAAUAUAUUAGAACAAGAGGAAUGGAUCCUGGUACGAAUAUUACGAAAUCAGCAUGGUUUAUCGGUACAAUUAUUUCACUUGUGGUAUUAAUUAUUAUUUUGGCUGUUGUUUGUGGAGUGAUGAGAAAGAGAGGUGGAAAAUAUUCUGUUCAAGACAAAGAAACAUUACAUGGUCACGACUAUGGUCAAGAUGAUGGGAAAUUUUCAGAAUAUUAUCGAGCUCCAAGUGAUGCAUCAAUUAAAAAGAGUACAACAUCAUUGGCUGAUGGGCGCCAAGAUGAUGAUCGGGAUUCAAUGGCCGAAUUUGGUGAUGGUCAAGAUCGACAGUCUCGUUUUGCUGAAGAUGGAUCGUUUAUUGGACAAUAUGGCAACGAUGAUAAACGGCGAACGUAUCUUGUAAAAUAUGAUGAAACAAAUGGGGAACAACCGCCCUAUUCAACUUCUGUUUCUAAUAAAAAAGUUGAUUAUAAAAUUGAACUGUUAUAUCUGAGGUGUAAACAAUGUCGUCAAAUAAUCGAGUCGGAUGAAUCAUAUUUGUAUGAUGGUGAAACAACGGUACAUAUUAAUUGUUAUAAAUGUACAAAUUGUGAUAAUUCAUUAGCCGGUCAAUUUUAUUAUCGUUUUACUGAUCCAAGAAAUACCAGUGUAAAAGGAACAUAUUGUGAGGCAUGCUAUCUACGUAUAGUACCAAAAUGUUUCCAUUGUUUACAAAUAAUUGACGAUUUAUCAUUGACAUACGGAGAAAAAAUCUAUCAUAUCAAUUGUUUUCAAUGUGAUCUAUGUAGAGACCCAUUUAAAGGUACCCUACUGUAUCCGUAUGAAAAUAAAGUAUAUUGUGCACAAUGUUUUCGCACUGUACAAAAAGACUUUCGUCCAGCACCGACGAAUAUAUUAGGUCAAAAAUGUAAUGUAUGUCGUGUUAAAUUUGAACCUGGUGAACAAAUAACAAAACAUGAAAUUUCUGAAAUAAAUGAGACACGUUUUAUACACAAAUCAUGUUUUGUUUGUGAACUAUGUCAUCGCUCAUUAGCUAACUUGACCUAUUACACACCAAAUAAUCAUGAUGAACAAUUGUCAGCCGAUCACAUUACAUUUCAAUGUGAAAAAUGUCAUAGUGAAUCGAAUGACAUUUGUUCAAUUUGUUUCAAAAUUUCUGACAAUACAAUGGUAAUAAAACAAAGUAAAAAUUAUUUAAUUUAA